Pseudoliparis swirei is the source of this 1638-nucleotide messenger RNA. It is a transcript of the gene ogfod3, whose product is annotated as urotensin-2 receptor 2. Gene Ontology annotation, molecular function: oxidoreductase activity, acting on paired donors, with incorporation or reduction of molecular oxygen; L-ascorbic acid binding; iron ion binding. Gene Ontology annotation, cellular component: membrane. The transcript is spliced from 9 exons. The record is from RefSeq and is a predicted model, not a curated record. The coding region runs from base 107 to 1060 and encodes 317 amino acids. Lineage: Eukaryota; Metazoa; Chordata; Actinopteri; Perciformes; Liparidae.
CAGGAGCUGUUAGCGGGCGCUACAACACGGCUAUGGCUAGCGGGGGAACGGAAUAACCGCGUGUGACGGUGUUUGUUGUUCAUGCUCCGCAGUCCGUCGAGUCAUCAUGGCGCUGCUGCGAAUGAGGACCGCGCUGGGUGCGAACGCCACGGAGAUAGAGAAGAAAAUCAAACGAGGUAACGCGCUGCGGCAGGGAUCGGCGUGGAGGGGUUCCCGGGGGCUGGCGGCCUUGCUGCUGCUGGUGGUGGUGUGUGUGUGCGCGGCGGCUGUUUGGCUGUACGUGACCUCUCUGGACAGCGAGAUCACAGAGACGCUAGUCCGCCAGGGUGAGCUGGUCUCCCCCCGGCCCAGAGUCUACUCCGUCCCGUGCUCCGAGGACUACGAGAACUACAAACGCUAUCCAGGAUGCACCCCUCAGAAGUGCGGCCGCGCGGUCACCGACGCCGUGGUCACCAGGGAGGAGUCCCAGGUCCUCAAGAGGCUGGCUGAGAGAGGGCUGGCACUGGCCGGCUCAGACGGAGGAGCAUCCAUACUCGACCUGCACUCUGGAGCGUUGUCGAUGGGGAAACAGUUUGUCAACAUCUACAGGUAUUUUGGGGAUCAGAUCGGCGAAGUGUUCACACAAGAGGAUUUCCAGCUUUACAGAAAUGUACGCGAGCGAAUCCAGGCGGUGAUUGCCGAGACGUUCGGCUUGGACCCGACGCUGCUGUACCUCACCAAGCCCACCUUCUUCUCCAGAAUCAACGGCACGAUAGCGAAGACCCAGCACGACGAGUACUGGCACCCCCACAUAGAUAAGGUGACCUACGGCUCCUUCGACUACACCUCACUCCUGUACCUGUCCGACUACGGCUCCGACUUCACGGGAGGAAGAUUCAUCUUCAUGGAUGAAAACGGCAACCGGACGGUGGAGCCCCGGGCAGGACGAGUGUCUUUCUUCUCCUCCGGCACGGAGAACCUCCACCGGGUGGAGAAGGUGGAGUGGGGCACCCGCUUCGCCAUCACCGUGUCCUUCACCUGCGACCCGGCGCACGGCAUCUCCGACCCCGCCAUGCCCUGAGGCUGGCGCCGCUCACUGGCCCGGACAAGCCCUGCAAGGAAAGGGGGCGACCAGGGGGGGGGGGGGGGGUGGAGAAGAAUGGGGGGAGUGAGAUUUUACUGGUGUCCUGCACUAGGUUUUGAUACAGAAAAAAAGAAAUCAAAGCACACGUCUUCCCCUUCUCUUCUGUUGAGGUGUUUUCUUACUUUGUAACUUUUAUCCAAUUUUCUACCGCCGUUUCUUUUUUUUUUUUUACUGCACCAUCAUUAUUGCUAGAAUUAUGUGUUUUAUGUGUAUAUUAUUUAUACACAUUGCCAACUACCCGCUCCGUUCGAGCAGGGAUGCCUCUCGACUGAUGGAAGUGGGAUUGUGGUCUAUUUUCUUCUUUUCUUUCUCUCUGUGUUGUCAUUCCAGUGAGAGCCGUCAAUUCCUCCGGGAAUCUAUUGAAUCAAGCUGUCAUCACAAAGCCCCCCCCCCCCAUAACCCAGGAGGUGUUUUCUUCUAAGAAGAACCCUCUUUGUCCAGGAAUGAUUGCUCUUUCCAGAAUGUGACCAGGUUUUCUUCGGCGUGGUUUGAAAUAAAACGGUGACCUGAACGCU